Dentiscutata erythropus is the source of this 1140-nucleotide messenger RNA. Lineage: Eukaryota; Fungi; Glomeromycota; Glomeromycetes; Diversisporales; Gigasporaceae. The record is from the annotation of a GenBank genome assembly.
AUGACGAUUCGAAAAAAAACACCACCUCAAAUUCCGGGCUUUGAGCAUUUACAUUCCGAUAUCGUACUAAUUCCAGGAUACCGAGGUUCAAAAUUAUAUAAUCAGAAAACUAAAACUACAACUUGGUUAAAUUUGCAAAUUCCUCUUUCACCCCAUAGCAAGGGAAAUCUUGAUCUCCCGUUACAAAUCACCAAAGAUGAGCCAGAUCGAUUUAUUCCCCACGGAAUAUUACAAAAGAUCGCAUUUUAUAAAUUUUAUGAUUCUUUAAUACAACACAUGGAUAACCUGUCUUCUCAAAAAAAUUCAUCAUCCUUUAAAUUUCAUAAAUUUAGUUACGAUUGGAGACGUAGUAAUCAAGCAACCUCGGAUAUAUUUCUAGAAUACCUGAAAAAGAUCUAUGCAGCAAACGGUGAAAAACCUAUUUAUAUAUUUGCUCAUUCAAAUGGCGGUCUAAUCACUCUAUCAGUAUUACAUCGUGCACCACACUUAAUUGCCGGCGUAAUAUUCGCUGGGACACCGUUCGGCGGUGCACCCGGGAUAUUCCACGAAUUAAAAUUUGGAAGUCCAGUGCUGUUUAAUAAAAAACUUCAAGAUCCAACAACCAUAUUUACUUUUCGAACUGCAUUUCAUUUGUUGCCUAUUAAAUGUAACGCUUUUAAAAAUCCGGUGACCGGUAAGGACUUUUAUAUAGACUAUUUUGAUUCGAAGGAGUGGUUAAAUAGUGAGUGGAGCGAUGUUAUAUUCGAGGAUACACCCCGAAAUUUGGCAAUCGGAACAAAAGAAGAGAGAAUAGCGUACUUAGAAAGAGUAUUAGAUGAUACUAAGAAAUUUCAUGAUAGUUUAAAAUUUCAAGGCACAGAAUUUAAAUAUCCUCCAUUGGUAACUAUUAUUAGUAAUGUAUAUCAAUCUAAUGGAGGAUAUCCUAUUACUAAGAACCAGCAUGGUAAAUGGGUAAUUGACUUUGAAGGACUGAUACCUGUUAAAGGUGAUGGAUCUGUCUCUGUCGAAAGUACGAAAUUACCUGAUGGGAUUCCUUAUGAAGUUUGCUACUCUAUGAAUACACAUGCUGAGUUGUUUGAGGAUUUGACGGCUGUUGGACAAGCUAUUGAAAAAAUCUUUGCUCCAAAAAAAGUUGCUUAA